AUGAUCUACUUUUAUGAACCUUAUGUCUCUAAAAAGGAACUUAAGAUGCUAGUUGACCCACUUACACCAAAGGAAGAUCAACCAAUCCCGCUAAGUAGCUUGCAUAGAGAAAUGAUACAGUAAAUAAUUGAGUCGCAAGAGGACUCUCCAAAGUAGGAGAAGAACAAAUCAAAGUGCUGGCCUUUUAUAGCCAACAUCAUCACUGAUUCAUAAGAUAGUGCUCAUUUUAGAAACUUACUGAAAACCGUUAAAAAAUUCAAGAGAAAGCAGCUUAAUCCGUAAAAAUCUUUCCAGAGGCGAAUGGCUUAAACGUAAAAGCAUCAUCAAAAAGUAUUGUCCAGACUUUCAUAGUAAAGAUUCAAUUCAGGUUCCAAUAAACUCACUCCUCAAUCGUAAAACAAGAGCAUAAGUCCAAACAAAGUAAAAAAUUAAGUUACUCUUAUUAAAUCAAUGACAUUGAAAUCACCUAUAAUGUCUAUUAAGAAUGGGAAGGAAGAGGAAAAGAUAUCGAUUAAUGCCUCAUUUGAGAAAAGAAAUACUAGACAGCUAAACAUUAAAAUAGAUCCUCUUGAGGGCUUUUCAAUUGAAGUUAUGUAGAAUCAGGCCAAUAAUAACAUUCAAGUAGCUUAGCUAGAAGAUUCUGUUAAGGAAUCAGAAUAUAAAGCAUCAUCUGAUUCCUCCCUUACUUCAGAGUCUUCUAUCGAGGGAGAAAGCAAAGAGGGGUUUAGCGACUAAAAUAAUGAAGAUGGCUCUAAGAAGUAGAGUUUUAGUUUAAUUGAAAGUCUUAAUUUUCUGAAGCAAGCUUCAAAAAAGCGGUAAAGUUAUUAUACAAAAAAUACGAGCUUCAUCACUGAAGACGAGGAUAAAAAAAGAAUGAAAAGUAUUUUGUAUCAUAGUCCUAACCGAAGAGCCUCAGUUCUCGUUGGAUCUACCGCAAAGAAGAAGUUUUUUUCUGCUCUUGGAAUGCAGUCAAUGAACUUAGACUUGAAUGUGAGUAGUAGUAAUAGAAAAGAAACUCUGCUAGGUAGUACUCUUAUCUCUAAAAAUACGAUAUUACUGUAGUAAAAACUUCAGAGUAGCAUUUAAAAGAAAAUUGACAAUGAAAAAUUCAAUGAGGAAAUCACAGUUAUUGAGCCUUAAAAUAGAUUGAAAUCGCACAAAAUGUUUAAGUAUGAUAUGCUGAAUAACAAUUUGUCUCCUGGAGGGUUAUUAUUGAAUAAUAUCAAGAGGAAUUCAGUGGUUGAGGUAACUGGCACCAGGAAUUCCUUGGGCAAUCUCAUGCAGAAUCAACAAAGACCAAAUUCUUAGUACAGGAGUAGAGAAUAGCUAGAUCUAACUUAAAAGGAGGUACAAAAUGAAAUAUCAAGAAAGACUUUUCAAUUUUUACAUUCGGUCGAAAGCACAAGACAUCAAGUUCUCAAAAGUCUUCCAAGUAGCAAGGAUAUAGUAUCUUAGAAGAAUUUAUAAAGCAAGGUAAACAAGAGAAGACCAUGGACUGGCAAGAUAAGGCCAAUGAACGUUUAGAGAAACCAACUAUUCAUUAACGUAAAUCCCAAUCAAAGCUAUCUAGAUGCAGAUUCAACCUAAAUUAAUACUCCUUACACUUAGUAAAAUAACUCUUAGAAAUAUCUAAAUGGCAGUCUUCUGAAUCAUGUGUAAGAACUUAAAAAGAAGCGGAGAAAGAGAAUCAAAAUGACUUAAUCAAGAGAAGGUCUUUUUUCUUAGUAAGCAUUAGUAAAGAAUGAUCUCUUAAAGCUUUAAGAAUAGAAGAUUAACAGGAGAUUAAUAGACGAGUUGGCAUCUAAAUUGCAAUACUGGUCUCCAAAAUGA
This is a messenger RNA of Stylonychia lemnae, 1830 nucleotides long. NCBI's taxonomy places the organism in Eukaryota, Ciliophora, Spirotrichea, Sporadotrichida, Oxytrichidae. The record is from the annotation of a GenBank genome assembly.